UAUCCCUCCAGGAACCCAUAGGAAUAAUAACAAUAAAUUCACUUUUCCAUUCUGAAAUUUGAUCCACAGCUGCAUUAUAUACGCAUUGAUGUCUUUACGUAGAAAAAAUCUUAAGAGUGAUGAGUCUGAUAUCUGACUAAUAACGGCGUCUGAUUUUAUUACUGCAGCGCUCAAUUUGAACUGCGUGGUGCGGUAUGCCAAGAGACAAAGAGGUUUGCGAUUUUCUGGAUGCUGCAUUUUACAAGUCGCCAUAUCGAGACAGGAGAAGUGACUUUUCACCGCAUGAAUUAUCUCAAUGUUUAAAAGAAUCUACUACUCUCUAUGUUGGCAAUUUAUCUUUCUAUACUCGAGAAGAACAAAUUUGGGAAUUAUUCAGUCGAGCCGGUGAAAUUAAACGUGUUAUUAUGGGUUUACACAGAUUUAGUAAAACUCCAUGUGGAUUUUGUUUUGUGGAAUAUUGUACACGUGAAGGUGCAGAAGUUGCAAUGCGAUAUAUUAACAAAACUCGAUUGGAUGAUCGAAUAAUACGAACAGACUGGGAUGCAGGUUUUGAAGAGGGGAGACAAUAUGGAAGAGGACGAAGUGGUGGACAGGUGCGAGAUGAAUUCCGUAGAGAUUACGAUGCUGAAAGAGGCGGUUUUGGCAAAAUAAUUCAACGAGAAGGAGAAUAAUUUUUUAUUUCAGAUUUUUGUAUUUUAUUGUAAAAAAAAUUCAAAUGUACAUACACUUGGGCGUUUUUUCAUCAAUGAAAUUUGGUUAUU
Messenger RNA from Trichobilharzia szidati, 761 nucleotides. NCBI's taxonomy places the organism in Eukaryota, Metazoa, Platyhelminthes, Trematoda, Strigeidida, Schistosomatidae. The record is from the annotation of a GenBank genome assembly.